Messenger RNA from Maniola jurtina (meadow brown), 6051 nucleotides. RefSeq names its product cadherin-86C (gene Cad86C). The coding region runs from base 299 to 5644 and encodes 1781 amino acids. Lineage: Eukaryota; Metazoa; Arthropoda; Insecta; Lepidoptera; Nymphalidae. Gene Ontology annotation, molecular function: calcium ion binding; cadherin binding. Gene Ontology annotation, cellular component: adherens junction; plasma membrane; catenin complex. The record is from RefSeq and is a predicted model, not a curated record. Gene Ontology annotation, biological process: adherens junction organization; homophilic cell-cell adhesion; cell morphogenesis. The transcript is spliced from 15 exons.
CGUGACGGACGCCCGUAUAACCUCCGAAGCCGGCGCGCGCAUAUCAAACAAAAACAUACAAACAUCGAACUUUGUUUCACGUGUGUCGACUGUGGACUGUGAACUGAGUGCACAAAGGGUGUUUUUGGGGUGACAGUGGGGUGUUUUGGCGGGGAUUUGCAACUUACGUAACUGAUAAAAGCUUUCGUAACACCCGUGAUAACAGUAGAGGAUAACAUAAAGGCAGUGCUUUCCAAAGGAUGAGGUAUAAGCAUCGGAUAUACAGAUUUAUCGGGCCAGACACGCUGCAGCCAACAGGAUGACGUUCGCGGCGGCGCUGGUGUUGCUCGCGAUGUGCUCGGCGGCCCACGGCGGCGACCCGGUGUUCGACCCCAGCACGCUCAUGCGGCUCGUGCUGGUGCCGGCGGACGCGGCCGUCGGCUCCGUCGUCUACCGCGUCCGCGCCUCCGACCCCGACUUUGACUACCCGUUGCACUUUGAACUCAUUGGGCAAAUGGGUCGCCUAGACGUCGGCAUCGAGACGCUUCCUUGCACACGCUACAACUCCGUCUGCCAGGCCAACGUGAUCCUACUCCGGCGGUUGGAGCCUGGCCGAUACGUGGACUUCCGGCUGUCAGCCCGUAACACCAGAGGGCGAAGUGCGAGAAUUGCCUGCUCCAUCACCGCCACCAACGCCACUACGCCAAGAGAUACGAUAUUCCCUCAUCAGCCCGGCAUCAUUUUAGUUCCUGAGGAUGCAAAGCGCGGAACGGAUCUCGAGAUUGUGAUCGCGAGAAAAAAUCAGCUAUCACCCAAGCCUCUGGAACUCGAACUCUGGGGUUCGCCGCUCUUCGCAAUAAGGCAGCGUCGUGUAUCCACUGAGAACACCGAAGGCACGAUAUUCCUGGUCGGCCCAUUGGAUUUCGAAGCUCAGUCUAUGUACCACCUGACACUACUCGCUGUGGAUCCCUACGUAGAACUGGGCAAGGACACUCGAAAUAUCGCGGGUCUAGAAGUGGUGGUGGUCGUCCAAGACGUCCAGGACAUGCCUCCGGUGUUCACAUCAGCACCCCCUAUCACUCAUUUGCCGAGACAAGUGGCUCCUGGUGACAUGGUCGUGAAAGUCAGGGCGGAAGAUGGAGACAAGGGGGCGCCGCGACAGAUCAGAUACGGGCUGGUCUCUGAGGGGAAUCCCUUUACGCCGUUCUUCAACAUCAAUGAAACUUCAGGCGAAGUGACUCUCCAAAGGCCGAUAGAGGAGAUCGCAGCAAUAUCUCACGCGGGGGCGCCAAUCCUGCUCACUGUGGUGGCGGAGGAAGUCCGCCUGUCAAGAGAGGAGCCUGAAGCUAUGUCCUCGACUGUGCAGCUUGCUUUCAUACUGCCUGAGCGGGAUAAUUCGCCUCCGUACUUUGAGAAUGAGUCCUACAUCACUUAUUUGGAUGAGAAUGCGCCUCAAGGUACGGCGUUAGUGUUCAACGAUCCAUACAUUCCUCAAGUGAAUGACAACGAUGCAGGGAAAAAUGGCGUGUUCUCUCUCUCGUUGGUCGGGAACAAUGGAACGUUUGAAAUCUCUCCAACAGUAGCAGAAAGGCAUGCCCAAUUCAUCAUCAAAGUGCGGGACAAUACGAUGCUGGAUUUCGAAGCUCGCAAAUCAGUGAUAUUUCAGAUUUUGGUCCAAGAACUCGGUCCAGCAACAAACUUGUCUGUGACGGCAAAUGUGACCGUCUACUUAAAUGACAUUAAUGAUAAUGCUCCCGUAUUUCUGGCUCUCUCUUAUGAUGUAGAACUACCAGAGAAUGUGACAGCUGGUACGAGGGUCGUACAAGUUGCUGCAGAUGAUGUAGACACGGGAGAUUUUGGAAAAAUCCAAUACACUGCCAUAUUAGGAUACUUAAAUACAUCAAUGAACUUGGAUCCUAUAUCGGGGCUAAUAACUGUAGCAACAAAUAAUCAUGGCUUUGAUCGCGAAGCCAUGCCAGACUUGCAUUUUUUAGUAGAGGCUAGAGAUAACGAUGGUGUAGGUUUAAGAGUAACAGUGCCAUUAAUUAUUAAGUUAUUAGAUGUAAACGAUAACCCACCAGAAUUCGAAAGGACGUUGUAUGAGUUUGUAUUAUCGCCAAAUUUGAAUAAUUUUACUUCGGCGGCGUAUGUUAAAGCAGUUGAUAAAGAUGCAGAGCCACCAAAUAAUGUAGUCAGAUAUGAAAUAAUAGAAGGGAACACUGAAGGGAAAUUUGCGAUUAAUGAAGAAACGGGUGAACUUUACCUUUUAGAAGCACUGAAGAGGACAAAAAAGCAAAAUGUGCAUAGACAAAAACGACAAUAUGAUAGUGAACAAGAAAGUGAAGUUUAUAUGCUAACCAUAAGAGCUUAUGACCUCGGGGUUCCAAAACAAUUUUCAACAACGACAGUAAAAAUUUAUCCUCCUGAGAGUAAGACGAGGACAAUGUCAUUUAUUGUACCCGGUUCAAACCCUGACAGAAAAAAACUAGAAGAGGUUUUGAGCACUCUUUCUGGAGGGAAAGUGACUAUUGUAGAUAUUAAACCAUACAAAAUGAAUGACGAUAAAGGAACAGAAAAUGCCGGUGGCCAAGACUCUAGUCAAGAAAAAAGUGUGGUUACUGCAGUAGUACGAAUGGCUGGAAACACGGCCAUAAAUGUGGCAAAACUUCAAGAACAAUUAGCAAAAAAUGUAACGAUUUACUCAACAACUAAUGUACAUAAAGAUCAAACAUCAACAGCUGACGAUAGCAAUUCGGGUGUGUAUAAAGCGGAAAGCCGAUUGUUAUUCUGGCUAUUGAUUUUGCUUGCCAUUUUAAUAGCCCUAGUAUUACUUCUCCUCAUAUGUUGCUGUAUCUGCGAAGGUUGUCCUUUAUACAUGCCACCAAGGAAAAGAGUGAUACGUGUCAACUCCACAGAGGACGACGUGCAUUUAGUGGUUCGCGACAAGGGAGUUGGGAGAGAAAACAAGUCGACGCAAAAUAUCGAAAAUAAAUCUAUACAAGCACCUGAGUGGAGAAAACGGGAGGCCUGGAGCGCUGAACAAACGGAUUUGAGGACGAAACCAACACAGUGGAAAUUCAAUAAAAGAAAUUAUAAAUCAAAAGAGCCAAGUAAACCAGCUUCAACGCCUGGCGGAAUCCGACAUGAAUUUGUACAGACUGCCGCAGAUAACGAUUACAAAGAUGACACUAGGCAAUCUUUCCGACACAGAGAUGGCCCAAAUAUAAUUUAUACAAAAGAAAUGCAACUUCAGGAAGCUUUUGCAAAUAAACACAAGGAAUAUAUUGAAGAUUUAGAAAAUGGCUACGAUAGAAUUGCAACACUGCAUCAUGAACACAAAGAACAAGAUGAUGAUUCAAUGCGAAGACAUGAAAUAGAGCGAGGUUCUGAUGUUGGGGGCUUCCUCAAAUCUGAUGCUGACAGAAAUUUACAAGAUAAAGAGGAACAUAGGAUAAAACGUGAAUACAACGCUCCGACUUCCCUAGGUAGAGAUCAAUAUUUUAUUAAAGAAGGCAAUACUGAAAUUUUGAGGCUUGUAACGCGCGGUAAAAAUGAAGAUGAACGCUAUGUGAACCUUCCCGUUCAACAUCAACGACCAGUGACUUUAGUUCCUCACACUCAAUAUGUAGUUGUAGACAAUGGAAAGGAACUUUUAAUGGAACGAUUUAUUCGCGAACAAGGAGAAGAAGCUAAUAAUAUAAGAAAAAGAAUGAAUAACGUAGUUACAGAUUUAGAUAAUAUUUCAACUGACAAAGAUGGCAAAAUUAUAGGUCAAGUGUCACACAUUGGGGUUGAUCAUCAAAAUCAAAUAAAUGAGUACUCUAAUUUGCCACCUGACGUACCUGGUACUGUACCUUUAAAAUCUGACUAUUUACAAUCAGCUCUACUUGAAAUGCAAAAUAAAUCUUCUGUUCAUCAAGAACUUCUUGAAUCGUCGCUAAGAAAACAGAAUGAACUUCUUCAUCAAAUAUUAAUAGAGCGGGAGAGAAUGUUACAAAACCAAGAAACUGCAUCACAAGGUGAAAGUAAGUUAGAGACUCAAAGUUUACCCGGACAUUCAGUCAUGGCCACACAAACAGAAUGUCAUAUUGGCACGCAAACAGAGCCUCUUCUACUCAAAGAAGUUAUUAGAAAAUCUAGAAGUGACAAUGAUUCAUACAGUGAAGAUGAAUCUCAGAUUGCUUCAGAUAAUUCUAAAAAAGUAAAUUGGAUAAAAAAGAAGAAACCUAAGAAAAAAAUAAAGUAUAAGGACCCUAGACGCAGUAUUCGGAUUUAUGAACUUAAGCGAAAAAUCAAAACUCCUAUAAUUGAAGAAAGUGACGUUUCACCUUCCUUAGAAAGCGAAAAAUGUGUUAAAAUUAGUAAAACAAAUGAGAGAGAAGAACGAGUAAAGCAUUACGGUGAUGUGACUAAAAGCACAGUUACGACUUCUAAAAAUGAAAUUGUAAGCUCAACACAAAUUAAAGCCUCUGAUGGAGAUAGAAAACCAAAAUCACGAAGAGAAGUACUAAUGGAAAUUUCAGAUUCACUUGAUGAAAAAAUAAAACAGAGAACGGAGAAACAAUUACCUGCCCCAAACGAAGAGCUUUCAAAAGAAAUCUAUCUACAAGAAAGUGGUAAAAGUACAAGCAGUUCGGCAAGUAAAGAUCGACGAAAUCUGAUAUUUUCGCGUCAAGGAUCUUCGACAGAAGAACGAGAACAUAUUUUUGGAAAAUCAGACGGCAAGGUACAAAUAACAGACUUAGAUGAACCAGAAAACCCCAUUAUAUCUACAUUAGAAGAAGCAUCAGUUAGUAAACAAAGUUCAAAAAAAACAGAAUCUAAUUCUGUGAAAACGUCUGAUACAAGCAAACCAGUACAAAAAAGUUUACCUCGAUACAUGCAGUGGUAUGGCAAAAAAUCAAAUGUAAAUGUGAAAACUACCACGUCCGAUAAAGUAACACCAGACAAACCUAAGAGACCCUCAAAAAUAAAGAAUGAUCAAGAAUCAAAAGAAAAAAGUGGUCGUUAUGGAAAAAUAAUUAGCAAAGAAAGUCAAAGCCAAGGAAGUGAGGUAAAAAAAAACUUCAAAGAAAAAGAAAGUGAAUUUAUACACCCACGCUUGUUAAAAGAAGGAAGAGUAACACCUGUUCCUGAAGGACCACUGCCUGAUGUUCAUCCUUUGUUGCAACACUCGGAACAUAGAUACGAGCACCAAUAUGAAAACCAAAAUCCUUUAUGUUACAUUCAACCUACCCAUAUACCAAAAUACUUAGGCGCAACGUCUAAUGUUCCAGCUUUACCACAAAGACAAUCAUUAGAACAUCAACCUAUUUAUGUUAACCAAGACGAUGUGAAAAACAAAAAAGAAAAACAAAAAGAUGUUUCCGAAAGCGCCUUAACCCAUAGUAUUUCCAUUUCAACUAACUACGAUGAUGAUAAUAGAACAACGUCCGAAGUUCAUGUGUCUAAAAUAAAUAUCGGUGGAGAUACUGGUACGGAUCAGAGAACUGUUCGAUCGAAAAUAGAUGAUAAUGAUUCUGGAAUUGCUAUGAGUACGCUAGUGCAGCAGGCCGGUAAUAUAAAACGUUUGCCAAUAACAGAGAAAAAGAGCGUUUUUACGAUAGCUUAUGAUGAUGUUCAAACCAAACAACUUAGGCCAGAUAGCAGUUCCACUUCGUACUAAAACUUAUAUUUGUAACAAUAAAAAUAUCAGUAUUCAUUCAUACAACGAGUGCCUUAAAAAUAUCAUUUGUAUAACUGAAUUGUAAAUUAUUUGUUCCGUCCUAUUUAUUAAUACGACUUCAUAAGAUUGUAAAUAUUUUUUUUUUACCUAAAACUAGGAAUGAUAAAAAUCAACUGCCUUUAUUUAAUGACUGUUCUAAGUAUUUUAUAAUUAAAAUAAUGUAAGAAACGUUAUAUUGUAAAUAAAAAAGUUCGUAUUAUGUAUUUAAAUGUACCUAGCUUUAAUAAAAUCUAUUGUAAAUAACUAUUCAUGUAUUCACAAUAGCCGUACUGUUUCAGUAUGCAAUUCUAUAUUUGUUAUAAAAUAUAAAGUUAUAUUAUACUUUUAAUGUUUUGUUUUUUUUUCUA